AUGGGCUUCAUGAAACAUUUCUUCCACAAAGACUCUUCCAACGUCACUACACCUGCCUCCUCAAAUGCUGCUACACCCAUCACAUCUCCUGCCAACUCUUUAAAGGAUGUGGAUGCCGCCAUAAGCCCCAUCGUUGACAGAUAUCACAACGAUCCUAUGCGCACAAGCAAGAAGCCUGAUACUAUUGGAAGCUUUUUCGAUCCCAUGGGUGGUCAUGGUAGCUACUCUGUGAGUAAGGAUGUUACCAAUACUGGUGCCUAA
Messenger RNA from Mucor velutinosus, 261 nucleotides. RefSeq lists its product as uncharacterized. The transcript has a single exon. The record is from RefSeq and is a predicted model, not a curated record. NCBI's taxonomy places the organism in Eukaryota, Fungi, Mucoromycota, Mucoromycetes, Mucorales, Mucoraceae. Bases 1 to 261 code for a protein of 86 amino acids.